GACCCCGCCGCCGAGAUGGCGUGGCCGUGCAUCAGCCGGGCGUGCUGCAUCGCCCGCUUCUGGAACCAGCUGGACAAAGCCGACAUCGCCGUGCCGCUGGUCUUCACCAAGUACUCCGAGGCCACCGAGCUGCCCGGGACGCAGCUGGUCCUGCCGCAGCCGCAGCCGCAGCCGGCUCGCCCGCCGCCCGCGGCCAUCGACACCCAGCCGGCCGCCCUCGGCGGCGACGCGGAUGCCCUCGCUAGGCCGGCCUCGGCCUCGGCCGCGGACCACGGGCCGGGGGCCCCUUCCAGAGCGGGGCCCUCCCAGCCCAGAGAGCCGGCCCCGCCGGACUCGGUGACGCGGCAAGACUACAAGCCCUGGAAAGUGCAGCGGCCGGAGCCGAGCUGCAAGCCGAAGAGCGAGUACCAGCCCUCGGACCUGCCCUUCGAGAAGCAGAGCCAGUACCAGAAGGACUUCCGUCCCUGGCCCAUCCCCAGGAGAGGGGACCACCCCUGGAUCCCCAAGCAGAUGUCCAUCCCCGCCGUCGAGCCGGACAAGGGAGCCACGGAGCGGUCCAGCAGCUGGGAGAGGCGCAGCAGGUCGCAGAUCGGCCGGGACCGGGAGGAGGCCUCCGCCAAGCCCGCCCGGCCAGAAGAAGGAAGGCUGACCAAGCUCAAAAAGAGAGGCCACCUGCCUGAAGACCAGGCUCGGCCCCACCACCACCAGCCGCCGCCGCAGCCGCCGCCGGGAUCUUCCGGGGCCCAGGAGGGCGGGAAGGGCCGAGCGGCGGUGGACGCGCUCAACCGGCAGAUCAAGGAGGAGGUGACGGCGAGGGUGACCACCUCCUCUUACAGAAAUGAAUUUCGACCGUGGACGGACAUCAAGCCAGUGAGAGCUAUCAAAGCGAAGUCCCAGUAUGAGCCUCCGGAUGAGAAAAUCAAGCUACAGACAAGCUACAGUUCCCAGUUCACUGCCGAGGGAGCAAAGCCUGGCCCGGCAGAUAACAAAUUCCUGGAGCACCGAAGGAUACGCAGCCUCUAUAAUGAGCCGCAGAAGGAAUCUCCGAAGGUGGAGAAGCCCAGUCCUCAGCCUUCUAAGCCAAAAAAGACGACCACAAGCCAUAAAUCUCUGAAGAAGCCCAAAGACAAGCAGAUGGCGUCCAGCAGGUCCUCCAAGAAGAAGGCCGCGGAGGCGUCCAGCAGAACAACGACUGUCGAGGACAAGGAGAAAAGUAAAGAAAUUAACAAUAAGUUGGCUGAAGCGAAAGAGUAAUUCACUGCAGUUACUCGCUGUUCUUCCUGUCUCUCUGUUUAUUUCUCCUUCCUUCCCUCCC
Candoia aspera is the source of this 1315-nucleotide messenger RNA. It is a transcript of the gene MAP6, whose product is annotated as microtubule associated protein 6. The record is from RefSeq and is a predicted model, not a curated record. The transcript has 3 exons. Lineage: Eukaryota; Metazoa; Chordata; Lepidosauria; Squamata; Candoiidae. Gene Ontology annotation, biological process: microtubule cytoskeleton organization; dendrite morphogenesis; positive regulation of axonogenesis. Gene Ontology annotation, molecular function: calmodulin binding; microtubule binding. The coding region runs from base 16 to 1254 and encodes 412 amino acids. Gene Ontology annotation, cellular component: microtubule; axon; Golgi-associated vesicle.